Messenger RNA from Epinephelus lanceolatus (giant grouper), 1586 nucleotides. It is a transcript of the gene hyi, whose product is annotated as hydroxypyruvate isomerase. Gene Ontology annotation, biological process: glyoxylate metabolic process. NCBI's taxonomy places the organism in Eukaryota, Metazoa, Chordata, Actinopteri, Perciformes, Serranidae. Gene Ontology annotation, molecular function: hydroxypyruvate isomerase activity. The record is from RefSeq and is a predicted model, not a curated record.
AGGCGGGCAAGGCGGCAAGCGCACGUAAGAAUAAUGAGAAGGACCCUGAACGUAGGGUCAUUGCCCUGGCUGAAAACUCAGGAUGGCUCCACUGAAGUUGUGUGCGAAUAUUUCGUGGCUGUUCACGGAGCUCCCAGAUUUCAGUCAGAGAAUAUACGCGGCUGCCUCGGCUGGCUUUCAGGCGGUGGAGGCAGCCUGGCUCUACGACUCCGACCUGCAGGAGCUUCAGAGAGCCAGAGAGGCUACAGGAGUGGAGGUAGUCCUCAUCAACACCCCGCCUGGAAAUACUAAGAAGGGUGAACUUGGUUUGGGAGCAGUUCCAGGCAGAGAGGCAGAGUUCAGACAGGGUCUGGAUCAGGCUCUGAAGUAUGCCAGAGCGUUGAACUGUACAAGGAUCCACCUGAUGGCAGGGAGGGUUCCUGGGGGCUCACACAGAACAGCGGUUGCCAAGGAGAUGGAAUCCAUCUUUGUGCAGAAUCUAAACUAUGCUGCUGAUAUCCUAUCAAAGGAAGGAAUCACUGGUUUGAUUGAACCAAUCAACACAAGGAUUACAGAUCCCAGGUAUUUUCUGGACUCCCCUCAUCAGGCUGCCGCAAUACUAGAGAAGGUUGGAAAGCCAAAUAUAAAACUGCAAAUGGAUGUCUUUCAUUGGCAAAUAAUGGAUGGAAACCUGACACAAAACAUACACAAGUAUUUUCCCAUAAUUGGUCAUGUUCAGAUUGCACAGGUUCCAGGCAGGAAUGAGCCUGACAGUGCCGGAGAGCUCAACUACAGCUACCUGUUCAGCAUGCUGGAAAACCUUGACUACCAGGGAUACAUAGGCUGUGAAUACAAGCCGCUAUGCUCCACAAAGGAGGGCCUGGGUUGGAUCAAAGAUUACUGCACACACAGCAAGUGAUUCCAGUGGCCAAUCACACCCAUGCAAUUUAAAUCCAAGUUUGUGCUGUGAUGUAGGGACCUGUCAUACUGAAUAUUUCAGUGUUUAAAUGACAAAUUCCAAUCUAAAUGCCAUGAUUAAAUGACCAGUGAUUCUAUUAGUCAUUUAUUUCUUUCACUUAUACUAUCCCCAACUAACAUUCAAUUGGUACAUUUUUACUGUCUGUAUACCUGAAGCCCAGAAGGCAGCAAGAUUGUCCAAUAUAACUGCCUUUAUAACGUGAAAGAGAAGACUGGCUGAGGCCGACAUAAAGGGCAUUACAGUAAUCUAAUCGUGAACUGAUGAAUGCAUGAAUUGCCUUCUCAAGGUCCUGCCGACUGAGAAAAGGCUUCACUGUGGCCAAGAGAUGGCACUGGAAAAAGCUUGUUCUAACAACAGAACUAAUCUGUUUAUCGAAUUUCAAACAAUUGUUAAAUGUUACCCCAAGAAAAGGGGGCUAGAGUGCUACAGUUUGUUGCAAUAACAUUCGACAUAGGUGAAGUGCCAAACAAAAUACAUUCAGUUUUGCUGUCGUUGAGGUGCAGAAAGUUUCAUGCCAGCCACUGCUUUACGUCACUAAUACAGUCCAGUAACUUAUUAAAUGCAGUACUUUCAUUGGGUUUCAUGGGCAAAUAAAUCUGUAAAUCAUCUGCAUAAAAAUGGAAAGACA